This is a messenger RNA of Rhagoletis pomonella (apple maggot), 4720 nucleotides long. It is a transcript of the gene gsb-n, whose product is annotated as protein gooseberry-neuro. The record is from RefSeq and is a predicted model, not a curated record. Gene Ontology annotation, molecular function: RNA polymerase II cis-regulatory region sequence-specific DNA binding; DNA-binding transcription factor activity, RNA polymerase II-specific. NCBI's taxonomy places the organism in Eukaryota, Metazoa, Arthropoda, Insecta, Diptera, Tephritidae. Gene Ontology annotation, biological process: anatomical structure development; regulation of transcription by RNA polymerase II.
UGCGGCUUGAUCGCCAGAUUGCGGCGCGAGUGUAUUUUGAACCCGAUAAGCAAACGUCCGUACGUAUCAUUGCCGUAUUUUUUUUUCUGCAACACAAGCCAACUACAAAGCUUGCGCCUCAUACAAACAAGCUGAAACUAACGCAAGCAAAGAAUCGACUCCCGUCGGAUGUUAGUCAACUGGCUAAACAUAGAAACGCGCGCGAAUACUCCAACAAAACGAAAUGUUUUUGGUGCAACGGCGGCUUCGGUGCAACGAAAAUACUAGUAUACCUAAGCGAAUAGGGAAGGUGGGCGCACAUUUUGGAACCUUUUGAACUUGCUAGCCCCACGCGCUAACAGCAGCCGGUUGUAGGCGCGGCGCGCAAACUUUCGGUUCGUUGGGAUUUAGUGCGGUGGUCGAAUAUUUAGAUACCGAUUUCGUUGCGCAGAUGAAACUAAAGAAAGUUUUUGAAUAUUCCUAUAGUGUUUUUCGAAUAAUCUCAAUUAUGGCUGUGUAAAAGUCUUGGUGAAAAAGUUUGAAUAACAGCCAAAUUAAACAUGGAUUAAUACAGUGCAAUAUAAAAAAUUAGAAAAACCAAAUUGUAAAUUUAAAUAAGAAAAGUGAAGCAGUUACAAAGCAAGUGUAUGCAAAUAAACAAAAGAAGUUUAAGUUCCUAGUGGGACACUGAGAUAAAACUGCAAAAAUGGAUAUGACUAGCGCGAAUUCGUUGAAUAUGCGACCUUUCUUUUCAGGAUAUCCUUUUCAAGGAGGGCUUCACCGAUCCACCAUCCACAUCGUCCAUCAGUCGCCUUUUACGAGGUAAUGAUCGUACCAGUGAAGACGGACGCAAGGAUUAUAGUAUACACGGCAUAUUAGGUGAUCGCAACUCCGACAUCAGCGAUACCGAAUCGGAGCCUGGCAUACCGCUGAAACGUAAGCAGCGGCGCUCGCGCACCACCUUCACCGCAGAGCAAUUGGAGGCGCUCGAGCGUGCUUUCACGCGCACUCAGUAUCCGGAUGUCUAUACACGCGAAGAACUCGCACAGACCACUGGUCUUACGGAGGCACGCAUACAAGUGUGGUUCUCGAAUCGGCGCGCCCGUUUACGCAAACAUUCUGGCGGUUCCAGCACCGGGCUCUCGCCCAUGAAUGGCGGCGGUAGUGGCGUAGCUGGAAUGCCAGGUAGCGCGAUGGGAGCAGGUGCCGCUGCAACAGCGCCGCUAGGCUUUGGUUCAUUGGCCGCAGUGGGCUCAAUGGCUGGCUAUAGUCCGGCUGCUGCGAGUACGGCCAGCGCUGGCAUGAAUGACAAUCACGCUGCGCAUGCAGCUGCAGCCGCUGCAGCAGCGGCCGCACAUCAUCCACAUCAUCAUGCGCAGAUGGGAAGCUACGAUUUGGUGGCGCAGUCGGCGCAACACGGCUUUGCUAGUAGUUUUCAGCAUGGACACUUUACCGGGCAGAAUUACUAUCAUCAAGAUUACUCCAAGCUCACAAUCGAUGACUUCUCUAAGCUGACUCCAGAAAGCGUUUCGAAAAUUUCUCCAUCCCUCUCACAUCUCACCGGCGAAAACUAUUCAAAGCUUGAGCCUACCACGAAUUGGUCGCAGGCCGCUUACCAUCUCAAUCAAUCGGCGGCAGUAGCGGCCAAUUAUAAUGCCGCCGCUCAUCAUGCUCAUGCCGCUGCGGCACAACAUACGCUGAACGAUUAUGUGGCGGCUGGCGCAGUUGCGGCGGCACACAAUAAUCAAUUGAAUAGUGCAGCAGCGGCUGCCGCGGCGGCUUACAAUCAUCCGCUACCGGCGCAAGGUCAAGCGAAGUACUGGCAAUAAUUUUGGUGCUGUGGUAUAGUAUUUGAAUAAGUAUCUAGCAAGUACAGGUAGAUAGAAUACCAGGGCAGUGAGAAAAAAUUAAAAUAAAAUAAAAAAUUUAAAUAAAAUGGCGGGAGGUAAUAAAAAGUUCUCUCUCUCUCUCUCUCAAUCGCGAAGCAGGUGUACAAAUGCUAUUAUUAGCCCCUUCAACGAGAGAAAAAAAGCUAUGAAAGCUGUCUUCUGAAACAUUUGAGACUCCGAGGGGUAACUAGAAAACUGUACCUUAAUAUUUUUCCGACUUUUCUGAAAGGUAUGCAUUCAGCCGUCUGUAACUUCAAUUGGUACAACUUUAGAUACAUUCUACCACCACUGAGUUAGACCAAGGUUGGAUUCCUGGUACCCGCUCUUAUAUAAUCCAUUUGCCGUUCGAUUGGGGCGUCAAACUGUAGGUACAAAUUAAAAUAGAAGCUUGGCCUUGCAUUAAGCAAAUCUUUCCAUAGUCCGAUUCAAAAAAAAUUUCAUAUAAGCUUAAAGCUUUGAAGCACACUUAGUCCUGCGGCCUUUUGUGCAGGAUUAUUUGCUAACAGCAAUGUUGGUUAGAGAGAGCUUUCGUUUCGUCCAAGCCGUAUAUAAGUUGUACAGAGAGCUUUCAAAAGCUUGAAAUUGAGGCCAAUGAAGUGGUCGACAAUAUUUUAAAACGUUCAUUUGAGUAUGAGUGACAAUCAGAGGGAGAUUUUACACUGUGCUUGCCCAUUUAAAGUUCAUAAAAAGCUUUUACCGCAGGGUAUACUCUCGUCAUGACCGAUUCACGUACAAUUAAUGCAAGUACGAAAGUGGGGCUUUAUAGUUUUUUUCUAAAGCCUUAAUAAAUACAGAUUAGAAACUCAGAACUCAUCGUACACUGAUUACUUACACUUGAGUUUAAGCUUUUAAACCAGAGUUGGCCACUUAAUGGGCGUCCUUUUUGAGCUUUUUAAAGCUUUGGGGCAAUUGAAGCUUACGCUCAAUAUUUGUAUGAAUUUAAAAUACAGCCGCCUUGAAGAUUAAUUUAAAGUCUCAAAACUUUUGGCGAAUUACCCCAAACUGUUCGAUGUAACGUUUAAAAUUUCUUGAAAGGUAUUUUCUGAGCUGACCAACCCUCCGAUCUCAAGUAUGCACAUACUCAUAUCAAAGCUAUUAAUAUUCAGACUCUCCUCUUACUUACAUAUAGCUAAAUGGAUACAAAAAGCUUUCGUAGGAGCUUUAGCAAAAAUCAAUCUAAAAUUUUAAGUAAUUCACAUUUUAUUUGAAAAAUAACCCGGGUAUAACACUGGAAAAAAGUGAUAAACUGGAGCUUUAUUUACAAAAUUUUUUGGGAAGUUUUUCUAGGGAACUUUUCCUAUUACUGAUUUUUUGCGGUUAGGCUAGAAGUUCAGCAUUCAUCUCUUACCAGCUGAUUAAAUUAAAUAUUCAGCGAUCGAAGGUGUAUAACAGUGACGCUGGGAGAGAGUUUUUAUCCUGCGCACAUCCAUACAAAACUUAUAGAACACUUAAAAAGCUGCUUAAGAACUUUGCACCAGUGAUGAGCAGAGAGAUUUAUGCAAAGCUUUCUUUAAAUUCCUGUACAUUUAUGUGAGCCUAGCACACAUACUAGCUACACUGUUGUAAAGUAUCGGAACUGCCAGGCUGAACUGCUAAAUGAGCUUAUUUAUUCAAAGUGGUGGACUUUGAGGUUUUUACAGUCUCUACUACGAGAGAAAGCUCGUUGGUAAAAAGAACAUGGCACAUGUAUGUAUGUGUAUCAGCGAUGCGCACAGAGAGCCUUUACUCUGCACGCGCCUAUACAAAAUGUAUAGAAAGCUUAAAAGAGCUUUGCCCGCGGGCAAGGAAGUGCUGUACAUUUAUUCUGUACAAGGCGAUUGAGAGAAUAUGAGAGUAAAGUGAUUUGCUGAUGCUAAUGCUACAUGCUUCAGGGCGCUAAAGAAACUAAUAAUUGUAGACAAUGUGCGAAAAUUUGAAUUAAGUAUUUGGCUUUACGUUAAAAAAUAAUUCCUCCACCAAAAAGGCCAAAAAAUUUAGAAAUAAAUAUAGUAACUUUAAAAUAUGUACCUACAUACAAUUUUUGCAAGCCUCUUAAAAAUUUUUUCAACUUAUCUUACACAAAUAAAAAGUAUUUCAUGAUCAUUGCCACGCCAGCAUAAACAGAAGCUAUUCAUCAUUAAAAAAGUAGAAAAAUAAAAAUAUCAAUUCAAAAUAAUAAAUAUCAAUUCAAAAAAAUGUACUGUACAGUAGACGUUAUAUGUUGUAAGUAUGUAAGUAAUAUGACCUUAAAUAAAUGUAAUAUAAAAUUGUUUAUAAGCCACUGUGGUAUUUAUGGAGUCUUACUGACUUGAAAUUUGAUUAACUUCUGAGCAGCUCCAAAUCCUUAUACAUAUAUGGUAAUACACAUAGACGCAUACAUAAGUACAUAUGUAUGUGUGUGCCUGUAGUUAUAUGGCUGCAAUAAGUGAGCACAUACAUUUUUAUGUUGCACAUUGCGCCUUUAAUUUAUAAAUCAACUGUAAUUAAAAUUCAAUUAACAAUUUAUUGUUUAAGUCAAGUACAUUUUUUAUUGCCAAGGCCAAGCAGGCAAAUAUGUAGAGCCAACCGCCAACCAAUAUUUGCCGAUGAUGAUGCAUACAAACAUACAUAAAUAAUUAAAAUAUUUGUUGGCGAAGUUGGUGCGGCCCUGUGCCUGGCUGUACCUAAUUAUUUGCCACCUGAGCCUUGUAAUUGCAUUCAAAUACAUAAUUCCUACACAUACACAUACAAACACAUUUAAACAUACAUAAAAGUACAUCUAUAAAUUAUGUUUAAGUAAAUAAGUAGCUAUAAACACCCAUAUGUACAUACAUACCUAACUACAACCAUACAUACAACAAACAACUAAAUGCAUUUAAUGUAAGAAAGUUAAU